CCUGAUGGGUCUGUGCGGUCUGUGCGUUUACCAAGCCUUCCAAACGUUCCAAACAUGAAUCUUCUUUCAUCGAACUCACAGUGCUAAACUAGAAAAUGGAAAAGAAAGUAGCAACCUGUUGCGUGUGACGCUGGCUCCGUUCCAUGGCUCAUGGCUCUAGUUUUUAGUUCGUCCAUGUUUUUAUAUUUUUGUUUCCGGUUAUACUCUGUUCCUGAGAUCCCAAGCCCUUGAUGAUCGUGCAGCUCUAUGUUCAAAGCUUGGAUUUUAAAUAACCAUUCCAUUUGCAGUGAUAAUCCAAAACUUCGAGGUGAUUUUGUUUAAUAGGCAUAUAAAAAAUCGAUGAAAUGGCGACGAAAACGAAGAUUAUUGCUACUAGAGGCAAUUAUUCCGAAGCGGAAAAAGUAGGAGUUCCGAGCAAAAAGACAAGCUCUUCGACAAAGGCGCAGAAUGAUCUGGAUUUAUUGCUGGGUGAAAUAACGGUUCAAUUUGAUGACGACGAGGUGCAGACGCUUUACUUUGGUCCAGUUGCGAUUGUCGACGACGAUGAUAAAGAAGAAGGAAAACGGAUGGUGGGUGGUGGUGUGGGUGGCAAAAAUGUUCAGAAGAAUCGAAGAAUUCAACCGCAUAUGAAAUCAUUUCCAGCGACUAUGCCGGUUACAUUAGAUAUGGUAAAAACAGAAAAUGGCAAUAAAAAACCUAUAGCCACAAAGGUAUCGAGAAGAUGUCCUCGGAAGCAUAAAGCGGAAUCAGAACUUGUUGGCUCAACCAUUGAUAGAAUAGCCGCUGCUGUUGGUAGAAAAAUUGAAAUGGAGCAGGAAGUGGGAGUGGAAACGAAACGCCAGAAAAAAGACGACCGUCUCCAUCAUUUGACAGCUGCUGUUGUUAUUGAUCCGAAAAUUGGAGAAAAUUUUCCUUCGCAGUCCUCGAUUACAAUCGAAGAUUCAAGAACUCCAUCGUUACAAAACAGAUCACGCCUAGGCCGAAAGCAAUCGAGAAAACAGAUCCUCAAACGUGAAAUCCUGGUGGAUGAUUCUGUUGGACUAGAACAGGUCGAUUCAGGUGAUCCAGUAGAUGAAUUGCGAAACUUCGAUAAAAAUUCUUCGCCAGUAGGAAGUGACAGCGGAAUAGAGAACGAACUCGGAAAUUUAGGCAAAAGGCAGUUUGUUUCCCAGAAAGGCGAAGAUCUUAUUGAUAUCGGAAAAAUCACAGUAAAUCUUCCCGAAGAGCUAGAAGACGAGACGGAAAUAAUAGAGGUAGAGACUGAUAUCAGGAACAAUAUUGUAAGCAAAAGUUAUUCACGAAAGCGCAUAAUUAAAUGUGAAAAAUGUACGAAGUGUUUUAAGAAAGAGCUGUGGUACAAAAAACAUCUAAUGAAUUACCACGGCAUUGAUUUGAGCAACAUAGCUCACUUUCUUUCCAAUUUGCCAACUUUAGACGAGAGUCUAGAGGAUGGAGAGGAGGGACAAGUGCUAGAGGAAGAAUUUGAGCAGUAUGAAAUAGACGACACAAAUGAAGCUGAUCAGGAGAUUGAAGAUACGAAUGUAACACGUCAAACUGUAGAGAAUGGUUCAAAGAAUCCGGAUGUUUGCAUUUUAGAUGAAGAUGUUCCUGCUAAGGUGCUUAGAUUACAAGAAAGUCCUCCGAUGCAGAGCCCUGUAACCGUUCAGGUGUAUCCGGAGGUUAAUCUGGCAAACUCGAAUAAUAAACCGAAAACUGCUCGUCGCCGUAAGGACAAACUAGUCCCGAUAAACUCGGAUGCUGAUGUCAAAAUUAAACACGAGUUUAGUCUGGUUUCGUCAGCAGAAACUGAGCACAGUUCAUCUUCACAAACGGUUUUCAACAAUAUUUAUGUCGUUAAAUAUUUGGAACAAGGUGCGGUGCUAUUAGCUGAAACACGCAAUGAAGGUGAAAAACGUUUACCAGAUGUAAAUAAAGAAAAUAAUAAGUCCGUUCACGUUGUGGAAUCUACAGAACCAGAUAUUGAAGACGAUGAACUCAGUCCGUACGAGAAGACCAAAAUUGUCGAUUGUUCACCGAGAGAACCACGUUUUAAAUGUAGCAUUUGUGAGAAAUUUUUCGGUCGCCGAAUCGAUGCAAGGCAGCACAUAAACAUCACUCAUAACGACGUCAAAAGACGAAGUUGUCCGCAUUGUGGUAGGACUUUUUCACAAACUGGUGAUCUGACUCGCCACGUCCGCAUACAUACAGGCAUUCGACCUUUCAAAUGUCCGCACGAAGGAUGUACUUUUGCAUUUAUAUCUUCGGGAGACUUGAAUAAACACGUCCGUCGCCAUAAUCAAGAUGUACCAAAGCCACACGUUUGUGCGGUCUGCGGAAAAGAUUUCGAACGGGGAUACGACCUCAAGCGGCACAGUUCUAUGCAUGCAAAAGAUGAUCCCAACUUCCAAGGCAUCAGCUGUGAGUUGUGCGGCAAAAUAUUUGCACGUAAAGACCAAUACCGAGCCCACACAUAUCGUCAUAUUGGUUACAAACCACACAAUUGCGAUCGCUGUGGGAGAUCUUUCUCUGAUGCAAGCAACUACGCGAAACAUGUCAAACUGCACGACUUGGAUGGACAGGCUCUAUUCUGUCAUUUUUGUGGAAAACCAUUUAAGAACAAAACGGCAAUUUCAAAGCACGUGUUACACUGCAAGAACAAAACCAUGCAGGGGAAAAGUUCAAGAAAAUCCAACAAGAAAGGGCGCUUCAAAAACGAAAGAACUCCCCAAAAAGAAAUCACCACAUGAAAUUAAAUCGUCUAUGAAGUGAAGAGUUAUAUUUAUAAAGUAUCAUUUACAAAUUGGAACAAUUAGUAUGUGCGCUGGUACGUUUUUCGGUUCCUGUCGUCAUUUCUUCCCAUCACAAAAAGCAGGGCUGGUAGCGGUUUGAUAAUGAAAUAGUAGGGACUUUAGUGACCAAAAUUUGAAAAAAAGUGACCAAAUAGUGACUUUGAGGACCGAAAAAAGUGACCAAAUAGUGACUAUGUAGAACGAAAAAAUAACUUUGAAGUACAAAAAAUGUGACCAGUCAGGCCCGUGCGAUGGACCCUUCCGGGGGGGUUUUCAAAAUUCAAAUUUAGAUAAAAUUAAUAACAAUACCAAAAAUAAACAAUUGAAAAGGAAAGGGUUUUCUUACACCAUUUGUCACUCAUGUUCAACACAAAAACUAAAAAAAUGACUGAUAAACUAAAUUUUGGAAACAUAUUACUAUGAAUGUUUCAAAUUUUCGAUAAGUCAAGAAAGUAAGAAAUAAAUUAGUUUCAGAAGAAUUUCUUAGCAAAUUU
Uranotaenia lowii is the source of this 3283-nucleotide messenger RNA. Its product is annotated as zinc finger protein 181-like. Gene Ontology annotation, cellular component: nucleus. The transcript is spliced from 2 exons. NCBI's taxonomy places the organism in Eukaryota, Metazoa, Arthropoda, Insecta, Diptera, Culicidae. The record is from RefSeq and is a predicted model, not a curated record. Bases 345 to 2747 code for a protein of 800 amino acids.